Molecule: messenger RNA, 1710 nt
Organism: Chroicocephalus ridibundus (black-headed gull)
Lineage: Eukaryota; Metazoa; Chordata; Aves; Charadriiformes; Laridae
Gene: TMEM161A
Product: transmembrane protein 161A
Exons: 12
Coding region: 127-1578 (483 amino acids)
Source: RefSeq, a predicted model, not a curated record
GCGGCGGGCAGGCUUCCUGCGGCCGCCUUUGCACUGACCCCGGCAUGGUGAGCGCGGCCCGGGGGGGCUGCCCGGGGGUGGGGCUCAUCCAGGCUGUCCGGGAGGGUGCACGCAUGGGGGGCGGUGAUGGGGGUGCAGGUGGUGGUGAGCCUGCUGGCCGCCAGCCUCAUGCAGAAGAUGGCCCCGCACUGCUCCUUCGCUCGCUGGCUGCUCUGCAACGGCAGCCUGCUCCGCUACAAGCACCCCUCGGAGGAGGAGCUCUGCGCCCUGGCAGGCAAGCAGCGCCCCAAGGCCAGGCGGGACAGGAGGAUGAACGGCGUGACAGAUGACAAGCCCCUCUCCGUGCCCCGGGACAUCGACCUCCGCCUGGACACCAGCCCCAUCACCGCCGUGGAUGCUCUCGUGCUGCGUUAUUUCCUGGACUACCAGUGGUUCGUGGAUUUUGCCGUCUACUCCACGGCCGUGUACGUCUUCACCGAGGGCUACUACUGCCUGGCGGACCCCCAGAAGGAGACGAACAUCGGCGUGCUCUGGUGCCUGCUGACGGUCGUCUUCUCCAUCAAGGUCUUCUUCAUGGUGAUGCGCCAUUACUUCCGCUCGGAGGAGGGAGGCGAGCGCUCCGUCUGCCUCACCUUCGCCUUCUUCUUCCUCCUCCUCGCCAUGGUGGCCCUGGUCAUCCGUGAGGACUACCUGGAGUUCGGCCUCGAGCCCGGGCUGGCCGGCGUCAGCAGCAACCUGGAGAGCAUCCUGAAGCAGCGGGGCUGGGAGUGGACGCUGCCCCUCGCCAAGCUGGCCUUCAAGGUGGGGCUGGUGGCCCUGUGCUCCUUCCUGGGCGCCUGCCUGACCUUCCCGGGGCUACGCCUGGCCCAGACGCACCUCGACGCUCUCCGGAUGGCGGCCGACAAGCCCCUGACCCAGUUGGGUGAAAUCUGCGGGGUCCUGCUCCACGUGAGUUUCCUGGCGCCCGUCCUCGUGGUGGUGAUGUGGAUCAAGCCCAUCUCGCGGGAUUUCCUGCUCCACGCGCCCAUGGGCAAGCAGACGGUGCAGAUCAUGUUGGACUCUGCCUACAACACCGCGCGCCUCUGGGCCAUCGUCGGCCUCUGCCUGUUGCGCCUGGCCGUCACCCGCCACCACCUCCAGGCGUACCUGGGCCUGGCCGAGCGCUGGGUGGAGCAGAUGAGGAAGGAAGCCGGGCGCAUCGCCGUCCUGGAGAUCCAGCGCAAGAUCACGAGGAUUUACUGCUACGUCUCCGUGGUCAGCCUGCAGUACCUGGGACCCAUCAUCCUCACCCUCCACUGCACCCUGCUCCUCAAGACGCUGGGACACCACUCGUGGGGGCUGUACCCAGAACCCCCUCCCCUCCCCCUGGCAGCGACGGCGGCACCACCACGUCCCGGCGGCGAGGACGGGGAGGACGUGCGCGUCGCGGUGGAGCAGAUCACGGGCAUCUUGGGUGGCAUCUUCACUCCCCUCUUCUUCCGCGGACUCUUUGCCUUCCUCACCUGGUGGGUGGCCGCCUGCCAGGUGGUCACCAGCCUUUUCGGCCUCUACUUCCACCAGUACCUGGCAGCCUCCUAACUGGGAGGAGCUGGGACAUGCCUUGGGGCGCAGUCGGUGCCCGGCUGCUGGUCCCUUUCCUCCUGCUAGUUUCCCCCCUUUGCACGUGCUGGUGGCACACGUGGACACGCACAUGGGGACAUUUCUGCCACC